This is a messenger RNA of Cucurbita moschata (crookneck pumpkin), 1621 nucleotides long. RefSeq names its product mitochondrial import inner membrane translocase subunit TIM50. NCBI's taxonomy places the organism in Eukaryota, Viridiplantae, Streptophyta, Magnoliopsida, Cucurbitales, Cucurbitaceae. Gene Ontology annotation, molecular function: phosphoprotein phosphatase activity. The record is from RefSeq and is a predicted model, not a curated record. The transcript is spliced from 10 exons. Bases 91 to 1173 code for a protein of 360 amino acids.
UCGCUGUAUUUCUCUUUGCCAAAACCCUAAUUUGAAGAUUGGAAAAGAAAAAUUAGAACAGAAACUGAUCUAAACCCUAAUUCUCCGAUAAUGUCCCCUUUGAUUUUGCGACCCCGAUUCGUUUCCCUGCUGAAGAAUCGCCAUGGUCGUCUUAUGAGCUCCGAUCUCGCUUCGACCCCUUCCAAAGAUGCGAUCAAUGCGUCUCAGAAGCUUAUCUCCGAUCAGAUUCCACCUGAUGUUCAAGGCCCUACUGGUUCUUCUUCUUCUUCUUCUACCACUAGUAAGCCUUGGAAUUUCCUUAAGUAUAGUUUGAUUGGUGCUCUCACAGGAGCAACUGCGGUUGCUGGUUACGCCAGCUAUGCCUAUACUUGCGAUGAAAUUGAAGAGAAGGCAAAAGCUCUUCGUCGUUCUGCUAGUCAUACAGCCGCGGACGAUGCUUCCAGUGUCGAGAAAGUUCAGGGCAUGCUAUACUCCACGAUAAUGUCAGCUCCUGCUAAACUCAUUGACGUUUACCUGGAUUUGAGGAAGGCAAUUGAAAAGCAAGUUAAAGGUUAUACUGAACCCAAUGCGGAAAUGCUUCUUCCAGAAUUGCAUCCCAUGGAACGGCAUGUGUUUACGCUUGUUCUAGAUCUAAACGAGACUCUAGUAUACUCUGAUUGGACGCGAGAAAGAGGCUGGCAGACGUUUAAAAGACCUGGAGUUGAUUCUUUCUUGGAACAUCUUGCCCAGUUUUAUGAAAUUGUUAUAUACUCUGAUCAAUCAAAUAUGUAUGUUGAUCCUGUCAUUGAUAGGUUGGAUCCCAAGCAUUGCAUACGAUAUAGGUUGUCAAGAGCAGCUACAAAGUAUGAGAAUGGAAAGCAUUACAGAGACCUCUCAAAGCUUAACAGGGAUCCCAGGAAGAUUAUUUAUUUGAGUGGCCAUGCACUUGAUAGUAGUCUACAACCAGAAAACUCUGUUCCAAUAAAGCCAUGGAAGUGUGAGGCAGAUGACACAGCUCUUCUUGAUUUUAUACCAUUUCUUGAAUUUGUUGCACGAAAUAGUCCAGCUGACAUCAGACAAGUACUUGAAUCAUAUAAAGGAUGCGACAUUCCAACAGAAUUUAUAAGACGUUCUAAAGAGCAUCAAAGGCGGAUUCAAGAACAGAAGCAGCAGGGGCGAAUAUGGAAACGUUGAGAUCAAAAUAGUGUAAAAAGUUGAUCAAAAUUGUAGUGUCAAACAUAAACAAAGAUAUCGUUUGGAAUCAACUCCAGCCAACUUUCUUCAUGCAAGCCAAGAAGCAACUUCAGAUUGAUUCCAUCGAUUUUCUCUUCUACAUUCCAGUAGUUGCAGCUUCUUGACAAGGAAGUACAGUACGUAAUUUUUUUUUUCUUUUUUCUUUUUUCUUUUUCCUCUCAAUUUGAAUAUCCCCCAUAAAUUUUGCAACUUAUUUAUCCCAUUAUUUCUGGAGAUGAGAUGGUUUUUCCAGGCAAAUGAAGUUUUGAUAUUAUGACUGUCCAAGUUUGGUUACAAUUAUAACCCUUCGAUUUUGUUUUUGUUUUUGUUUUUCUAUAAUUAUAUUUGUAUAGAUCAAUAUUACAUCAAAUUAAAGUAGUAGACUCUCGAUUGAUUUGUAAUUUUGAUU